CUAUCUGCCUCAGAAUUCUUGCUCGCUGCUCGCCUGUUCGACCUCCUCGAAUCUAUCUGCCUCAGAAUUCUUGCUCUCCUGAACCAUACCAGAAUGGAGGACACCGAUGAUUGGGUUGAUCCAAUUGUGGAUCGGACACUCCUGCUCGUUGGGGAAUCUGGGAGCGGCAAGAGCUCUCUCGGUAACAGAAUUCUCGGUCAAGAGUCUUUCGCCUACAAGAAUCAGUACGGGUCGGUCACCACAUGUUGCGAAAUCAAGGAAGCAUAUCUGUCAGAUACCCUUCGAUGCCAGAUAAUUGACACCCCUGGUGUUGUUUCUGGAGAGGAUGAUGCGCUAAAAGAGAUUGGAACGGCCUGCUUUCAGGUCAAACGUGGUGUACAUGCGGUUCUUCUGGUUAUGUCCGUGCGAAAGAGAUUGGAGGAGACAGGCAUAGUUGAUAUGCUAGCGAGGUUGUUUGGACCGAAGAUAAUGGAGUAUGUAAUUGUGGUGUUCACGGGAGGAGAUCUGUUGGAAAAAGAGGGUCGAAGUUUGGAUGACUAUCUCGGACGGGAUUCUACUGAACUACAGAAAAUUCUCACACUCUGUGGUGGUCGAAAGGUGCUCUUCGACAAUAAGACUGCCGAUAAGGUUAAGCAAUGUUUCCAAGUGCGGCAGCUUCUUGGUGUGGUUAGCAGACUAGAGGUGCAGCCUUACACGUUCAGCACGCUGUUUGAUGAACUCCAGUUGCAGAAUCGCAGUCUGACCGUAGGAGACUUGUCCCCUGAAACAGAAAAGGUGAAUGCUCUGAUGGAUCAAGCAUAUCAGGGGGAUACCUCUUGCUUUAAGGAACCAAACAAUGAGAGCAUGACCGCAAUGGUGGACCUACAAGAUACUAUGGUGAUGUUUGAGAAGGAAAUAAUGAAUGAAGUUGAAGCACGGAAGAAGCUGCAAUUUGAAAUACAAAAAUCAAUAGCAGAAACGAAUGAAGCUGUGCGUCUACUGCAUCUCAAGGUUGACACAGUUGUUGAUGAAAUCAAGGAGAUUCGGAGGAAGAGCGCGAAGCAAGGAAAAAAAAAACAGAUCUGGGAAAUCUGGUUCGUCCUCGCCGCUGCCUCCCAACAGCCCGACGCCGACGAUUUGCCGGAGAAGAAGAUCGGAAAAGAGAGGGAAGUCGCUGCCGCCUCCUUCCAACAACCCGACAAUGCCGCCGCCUUGACUCGCCGGAGACAGAUUCUUUUUGCGCAACGCCACUUUCCAGAGAAGAAGAUAAGAAAAGGAAAGGAAAGUUUCCUCUCGACCCUGCUCCUGUCCCAAUAG
Linum tenue is the source of this 1296-nucleotide messenger RNA. The record is from the annotation of a GenBank genome assembly. Lineage: Eukaryota; Viridiplantae; Streptophyta; Magnoliopsida; Malpighiales; Linaceae.